Messenger RNA from Phyllostomus discolor (pale spear-nosed bat), 1930 nucleotides. Its product is annotated as DDB1- and CUL4-associated factor 8-like. Bases 76 to 1797 code for a protein of 573 amino acids. NCBI's taxonomy places the organism in Eukaryota, Metazoa, Chordata, Mammalia, Chiroptera, Phyllostomidae. Gene Ontology annotation, cellular component: Cul4-RING E3 ubiquitin ligase complex; cytoplasm. Gene Ontology annotation, molecular function: protein binding. The record is from RefSeq and is a predicted model, not a curated record. The transcript has a single exon.
ACACCUGGGAGCUGUUCUCCAGUUGUCUAGGACUUUCACCGCUACAGCCCGCGGCUACAGCUAUCAUCCUCUGAGAUGUCUGGUAACGGGGGCGGCGCAAUUGGCCCAGAGGAGCUUUCGGAAGCUGAGGCCAAGAUGGAGACCUCGUCAAAUCUCCAUUCGAUUCCUGAACCUCAAAUGAACUUGAGAUUGACCAGAGACGGUGACGGAGCCCAGGAUGGUAGUGUUCCCAUCCUUGCCAGCCCAGAAAGUCAAGGCACAGUUGUGGAAAACAUCAGUGGCAAAGACACACUCGAGCACGGUGAUGGCGGACUAAGACGAGAAGUAGAGGAAGGUGAGGAAGACGCGGCAGAAGACCAGAGUCAGGUACCGUGCGAUGAGAGCAACCCUGGUCAGUCUUUAUCAGAUGAGGCUCGGGCCCUGGAGGACUGGGUGUCGUCAGAGACCUCUGCCCUGCCCCGCCCUCGUUGGAACGUCCUUACUGCUCUUCGAGAUCGGCAGCUGGGGUCAAGCGCCCGCUUUGUGUAUGAGGCCUGUGGGGCAAGAGUGUUUGUGCAGCGUUUCUGCUUACAGUAUGAGCUAGAAGGUCACCGUGGUUGUGUCAACAGUGUUCACUUUAACCAGCGUGGUACCUGGCUGGCCAGUAGCAGUGAUGACCUGACAGUGAUAGUUUGGGAUUGGGCCCGCCAGCAGCCAGUCCUGAACUUUGAAAGUGGUCACAGAAAUAACGUCUUUCAGGCCAAGUUCCUUCCCAAUUGUGGCGAUUCCACCCUGGCCACGUGUGCCCGUGAUGGGCAGGUACGGGUGGCACAGCUACCUGCUCUGCCGCACAGCAGCUUCUCUAAGCAGGUGGCCCAACAUAGGGGAGCCAGCCACAAGCUGGCUCUGGAGCCAGACUCCCCUUUUAAGUUCCUGACCUCAGGUGAAGACGCCGUUGUCUUUGCCAUUGACCUCAGACAAGAGCAGCCGGCUUCAAAAGUGGUGGUAACAAAAGAGAAUUGGAGGAAAGUGGGACUCUAUACGAUCUCUGUGAAUCCUGCCAAUACUUACCAGUUUGCUGUGGGUGGAAUGGACCAGUUUGUAAGAAUUUAUGACCAGAGGAAAAUUGAUGAGAAUGAGAAUAAUGGAGUACUCAAGAAGUUCUGUCCUCAUCACCUGGUCAGCUGUGACGCUGGAGUACACAUCACCUGCCUGGUGUACAGCCAUGAUGGCACAGAGGUCCUGGCCAGUUACACGGAUGAAGAUAUUUACCUCUUCCACUCCUCUAGCUGUGAUGGGGCCCAGUAUGCUAAGAGAUAUAAGGGGCACAGAAAUCGUGUCACCGUUAAAGGUGUUAAUUUCUAUGGCCCUGGGAGUGAGUUUGUGGUGAGCGGUAGUGAUGAUGGGCACAUCUUCCUCUGGGAGAAAUCAUCCUGUCAGAUCAUUCAGCUCCUGGAGAGAGGGGACAGGGCAGGUACUGUAAACUGCCUUGAGCCCCACCCUUACCUCCCUGUGAUGGCGACCAGUGGCCUAGACCAUGAUGCCAAGAUCUGGGCACCCACAGCGAAAGAUCCCACUCAGCUUCUUGGGUUAAAGGAUGUGAUUAAGAAGAACAAGCAGGAACGAGAUAGAGACAUGUUGGGCCAUGCUGAAGUGUUUGACCCAAGCCUGCUGUCAUUCCUCAUGCAUCACCUGGCACAUACAGGUUCUCACCCUGAGGACAGUGACUGGAUACCUCGCUCAGUUGGACUCGUGGAAGCAGAGUCGCAUCCGUCUCCCCAUUCCACAGAUGUAUCCGAGGAUGAGGCCACGGACUAAGCACAAAUAACAGGGACAGGACCAAGAACAUGUGCAGCGCCUGCCAUCCUGAAUGCUGCAUACCUGAUCCAGCUAGAUGUCACCGCAGUAGGCUGGACUUUCAAGUUUGAAAUUCAGAUUGACUAAUAGAUUU